AUGCGGACUGUCCUAUCCCUCGGGUUAUUCGGGACCCUGGUGGCAACAGCACAUCGAGGUUGUGGCGGUCACGAGAUUGGGCGGAGAAAUCAUGGCAUGCUGGCGCAUCGUCAAGCGAUCUCCACCGAUGAAGCCAGCGAGGCUGUCUCGAUAGGCAACACGGAAUGUACCAAUUAUUACUACGCUCCAGUCGCCAAUCUCAAACCCUACUACCCCUCUCCAUGGCCUUACGACAACGUGACCAACACCGAUCUAUCCGCUGACAUCCUACCUGAUGACGCAACGGCUAUGGAUCUGUUUGGGACCAUAAAUGCCGAGUUGAUGGCCAAGUUCCCCAACAUUCAACCGCGAGGGACUUUGGACGGUAAUUUCACUACCGCCCAAAAUUACAGUUAUCUCGAUCCGGAUUGUUGGUGGUCCUGGCGACACUGCACGACCCCAGCAGCGGAUACGGGCCUUGUCGCGGAUAUCACGACGGUGCCAGAGCCCGAGACUUGGGGAUUGGGCUUCGAUGACGGGCCCAAUUGCAGUCAUAAUGCUCUUUAUGACUAUCUUCAGCAGAACGACCAGCAAGCGACCAUGUUCUACAUCGGAUCCAGCGUCUUCAAUUGGCCACUGCAGGCACUCCGAGGGACAGCUGAUGGGCACCAGAUCUGCGUCCACACGUGGUCCCACAGGUACAUGACUGCCUUGACCAACUCCGAAGCCUUCGCAGAGCUAUACUAUGGCCGAAAGAUCAUCACUGACGUCCUUGGCGUCACCCCGACUUGCUGGCGACCACCUUAUGGCGAUGUGGAUAAUCGGAUUCGGUUCAUCGCCAACAAGCUCAAUCUUACCACUAUCGUGUGGUCAGACGAUACGCUAGAUUGGGAAGAGGAUGAACCAUCACGAGAUGUCACCGCUGCUGAUGUGACUUUGAACUACCAAGCCAUCAUCGACAAAGUCGCCAAUGGCACUUAUGUGACGCAUGGCCCAAUUGUUCUGAAUCACGAGCUUACCAACUAUACCAUGACCGAGUUCAUCAGCCAAUACCCCUCAAUCAAGCAGACCUUCCAGCACGUAGUCCCCCUUUGCACAGCUCUCAACCUCACACACCCUUACGCCGAGACGGACAUUGUCUGCCCAGACUUUGCCAGCUACAUCGCGAAUCGAUCAACAUCAGCAGGAUCAACAACGGCUGCAUCAGGUGCAGGGUCUGCACCUGGGUCAACCACGGCUGUGGCCUCAAAGACUGGAUGGGCGUCACGCAAUGUCGCGUACAGCUUGUUGAGCAUAGCAGUCGCGUCUUCGUUCUUCGUCGCUGUCACAUGCGGAUGACCUCAUGCACCUGACCUAUGAUAGAAAAACAACAGCCUGACAAGCACUGGUUUGACGAACAAAGCAGGGCUGGAUUGGAGGCGCCUGUUACAUACGCUGAUUAUAAGCAUAAUGUCCGG
Kockovaella imperatae is the source of this 1436-nucleotide messenger RNA. RefSeq lists its product as hypothetical. Gene Ontology annotation, molecular function: chitin deacetylase activity. Gene Ontology annotation, cellular component: membrane. Gene Ontology annotation, biological process: carbohydrate metabolic process. The transcript is spliced from 6 exons. NCBI's taxonomy places the organism in Eukaryota, Fungi, Basidiomycota, Tremellomycetes, Tremellales, Cuniculitremaceae. The record is from RefSeq and is a predicted model, not a curated record. Bases 1 to 1317 code for a protein of 438 amino acids.